AUGGCUCGUUCCUCGAUAUCAGCACAAUGUGAUUUAAUUGCGUCAUAUAUGGAUGGAAUUCACGUUAAAAUUGCAGAGGCCUAUAAACCUCCACGAAAGAUAUGUUUACCAGCUGCAUAUAACAAUAAGCUACCGGACGUGUCGAAAUUAACUUAUGAUUUCAAUUUGGAACGAUCAGUACUUGAGAAGAUGACAGAAUGGCGUAAUGUUAGACAAGCGAAUAGCAAAGCACGGCAUGCACGAUUAGAUGAGAAAAGAAAGAAACAAAAAACUGAAUUUUCACCUCCACCACCACCUCCAUUGCCUGAUAUCGCAAAGCCUAUAAAUGCACCUGUGCCUGAAACAACAAUUCUUACUCCACAGCCUUUGUCUCCACCUGCCAAUGAUUUUCAAGAUCACAUAAAAGCAAAUGGUCUUGAUUUUGCUGAUUUUGAUAAUGAUACAAGUAGUCCAUUUGAUAACAUGGAAUUAAAAACAAUUAAUGAAAUGGAAGAACUUGCUCAGGUAUUACAGCCUACGUCUCAAUGGGUACCAUCAGCAAAAUUAGAAAGUUUAUUAAAUGACUUAAGUGUCAACGAUAAGUCAAAAACUCAUAUAAAAGAAGAAAAUGAUAAUGUCAAAAAUGAAACUAUUGAUCAAGAGGAAGUUAAUGAACAAGAGAAUAUCAAACAUCGUAGUGUAUCUGCAAUUGUACAAGAGCUUCAAAGAGAUUUAAAAAGACCACUUAUGGAGAAUUGGAAACCUUGGCCAAAUUUAGAAAGUCCUGACACAAGCACUCAUGAAACAUUAAAGCAAGAAGAAUCAGUGGUAACAAAUCAAGUUGCUCUUAUGAAUUUACUAUUAGAUUUAACAGAGGAAGAUAAAAAAUUAGCUCGACACUUGAACGAUAUGGGAUUUCCUUUAUCGAGAGCUGCUCGUGCUAUACGCGAAUUAGAUGGUCAGGAUAAUAAAAAAAUUGUAGAAUAUUUAUUAGCUGUACAAGCUUUAGAAGAAAUUGGAAUUUCUGGAGAGGAAGCUGAAAAAGCUCUUGCUCUUACAGAAUAUAAUCAAGAAAAAGCCAAAGUUUAUUAUAAAAAUCUAUGUAUCUUACGAAAUUUAGGUUUUUCUGAAGAAAAGGCAUCUGCUGCACUUCUAAAAUGUAAUAUCGACCGCGAUAGAGCUUUAGAUUUUCUAAUAGCAUAAUAGAAUUUUGUAAAAAGUAAUUAUUAAAAUGGUCUAAACAAA
Frieseomelitta varia is the source of this 1224-nucleotide messenger RNA. RefSeq lists its product as uncharacterized. Gene Ontology annotation, cellular component: ESCRT I complex. Gene Ontology annotation, molecular function: ubiquitin binding. NCBI's taxonomy places the organism in Eukaryota, Metazoa, Arthropoda, Insecta, Hymenoptera, Apidae. Gene Ontology annotation, biological process: ubiquitin-dependent protein catabolic process via the multivesicular body sorting pathway. The record is from RefSeq and is a predicted model, not a curated record. Bases 1 to 1182 code for a protein of 393 amino acids. The transcript has 4 exons.